GAGUGUCAGUCUCCGCGAGUGUGGUGCAAGACUAAGGACAAGAUCUUUUCCCGGGUUUAUGUGGAGAAAGUUUAUAGACAGUGUGAUCGCAAAUGUAACUCAGCAUUGUUGGCCUUGGCAGAAUUAUACGAAGAUGAAGCUAAAAGGCAGUCACUGUGUCCUGACAAACCAACAACUACAAAGAUCAGUAAUACAAAAGUAUCACAGAGUCUUAAAGUUGAUUCGCUUAGAAGGCUGAGAAAACCAGAGAGAAGCAUGAGCGAUGACAAAGAAAACCAAAGAUUUUAUUCAGGUGACUCGGAAUAUAGAGGAUUACAGAUUUCUGGGGCUUCUAAUAAUCCAAGUAAAAUUGUUGCUGAACUCUUCAAGGAAGCAAGAGAACAUGGGGCUGUCCCAUUAGAUGAAACCACAAGAGCAUCUGGUGACUUCGGUAAAGCUAAGUCAUUUUCUGGUGGUGGAUAUAGAUUGGGUGACUCAUCACAAAAGCACUCUGAAUAUAUAUAUGGAGAAAAUCAAGAUGUUCAAGUUUUGCUGAAACUGUGGAGGAAUGGCUUCAGUUUAGAUGAUGGCGAGUUGAGAUCCUAUUCAGACCCAACAAAUGCUCAGUUUCUUGAGUCUGUUAAAAGAGGGGAAAUUCCUGUGGAACUGCAGCGACUUGUUCAUGGUGGCCAAGUUAAUUUGGAUAUGGAAGACCACCAAGAACAGGAAUAUGUGAAGCCUAGACUGCGAUUCAAAGCUUUCAGUGGUGAAGGGCAAAAACUUGGAAGCCUUACACCUGAAAUAGUCAGCACACCUUCUUCCCCAGAGGAGGAGGAGAAAUCCAUUCUUAACGCGCCUGUUCUGAUUGAUGAUUCCAUGCCAGCAACUAAAAUUCAAAUUAGAUUAGCAGAUGGAAGCCGAUUAAUACAAAGAUUUAAUCAAACACACAGGAUUAAGGAUAUUCGAGAUUUCAUUAUCCAGUCCCGUCCAGCAUUUGCAGCAACUGAUUUUGUUCUUGUGACUACCUUUCCAAAUAAAGAGUUAACAGAUGAAAGCCUGACACUACAAGAAGCAGACAUACUUAACACUGUGAUUCUUCAGCAAUUAAAGUAAUCUUACAGUUGUUGGUACAAUAUAGGGAGCGUGCUGUAUUGUCAUACAAUAUGUUUCCAACAGAUGAAAAAAAGAAGAGAUCAGUGUCUCUUUAUUCCCCCACUUCCACAGAUCAGAUUUUUGGGUUUCAUGUCU
Cariama cristata (Red-legged seriema) is the source of this 1227-nucleotide messenger RNA. RefSeq names its product UBX domain protein 2B (gene UBXN2B). Gene Ontology annotation, cellular component: cytosol; nucleus. Lineage: Eukaryota; Metazoa; Chordata; Aves; Cariamiformes; Cariamidae. The transcript is spliced from 9 exons. Gene Ontology annotation, molecular function: ubiquitin binding. Gene Ontology annotation, biological process: autophagosome assembly; nuclear membrane reassembly; proteasome-mediated ubiquitin-dependent protein catabolic process. The annotation marks the transcript as partial. The record is from RefSeq and is a predicted model, not a curated record.